Messenger RNA from Arachis ipaensis, 2117 nucleotides. RefSeq names its product phosphate transporter 4;5 (gene PHT4;5). The record is from RefSeq and is a predicted model, not a curated record. Gene Ontology annotation, biological process: transmembrane transport. Lineage: Eukaryota; Viridiplantae; Streptophyta; Magnoliopsida; Fabales; Fabaceae. Gene Ontology annotation, molecular function: transmembrane transporter activity.
GAACAUGUUCCAAGAAAUUGGUUACUUGAAUAGUUGGUGUGAUCCUUGGAUGUGAGCCACAAGCAAGGUCCUUGGUGGCAAGCUGAUGUUCAGUUCUCCUUCUCCAACUCACAAGUCACAAUACAUGGUUUCUGUGUUACGCUACUCGCUACUCUCACUCCCACGAAACCAAAAAUGGAGAAUUUCACCCUCAGACCACAUAGCUCAACCUGCUUCCUUCCACUUCCAAUCACCAGAACCUCUCAUCAUCUUCUGCGCUUCCAAUUCUACCCCUCACCUUCAAGCCCCACUCUCAGGCUCAGGCCCAGGCCCAGGCCCAGAGUAGCAGUAGCAUCAUCAUCCAGCUCCAAGUCCAAGGUUCUCAAUGGCCUUCGAGUUGACAACGUUGAACGACGACAACAGGAACAGCAAGCUCCUCCUGUUUCGGCUUCCGAGGAUGUCUCCAAAAUCGUUGGAAUUUGGCCACCUUGGAAGAAUAUUCCUCAGAGAUACAAGCUCAUCGGCACCACUUCCCUCGCCUUUGUUAUCUGUAACAUGGAUAAGGUGAACUUGAGCGUUGCCAUAAUUCCAAUGUCGCAUCAAUUUGGGUGGAACUCAUCCAUGGCUGGGUUGGUUCAGUCCUCAUUCUUCUGGGGUUAUGCUUUGAGUCAAUUGCCGGGAGGUUGGCUAGCCAAGACUUUUGGUGGCAGAAAAGUUCUUGAGGUUGGAGUACUGGUAUGGUCAGUGGCUACAGCUUUUGUUCCUCUUGUUGCUGGAUAUAUGCCUGGCUUACUAUUGUCAAGGGUUUUGGUUGGGAUUGGUGAAGGUGUUUCACCAUCUGCUGCUACUGAUCUUAUUGCCAGGUUAAUACCAUUGGAAGAGCGCUCACGCGCAGUGGCGUUUGUGUUUGGUGGCUUGAGUGUUGGAAGUGUUAUGGGGCUUCUUUUGGCUCCACCUGUUAUCCAAAGUCUUGGCUGGGAAUCAGUGUUCUAUUUAUUUGGUUUUUUGGGGGUUGCAUGGUUUUUGGGGUUUCAAGUUCUUGAAGGAGGUGAGGCGCAGUUACAUGCUGGAUCUCUUUCAUUACCAGGCGUCCAACGUACCACGAUACAAUCACAGAAAAGUUCUCUAAAGGAAUUGAACAGCUCUUUCAAGGAUGUGCCUUGGAAGUCCUUUUUCCGAAGCCCUGCUGUAUGGGCAAUGAUAUAUGCUCACUUCUGUGGUAGCUGGGGUCACUACACCUGUCUAUCAUGGCUCCCAACAUAUUUUAGUGAGGAGCUGAACUUAAAUCUGACAGAAGCAGCAUGGGUGUCUAUUCUUCCACCAUUGGCUUCAGUAUUUAUGACUAAUAUUGCUGCACAAUUAGCCGACAACUUGAUUGCAAGAGGAGUUGAAACCACUACGGUUCGAAAGAUCUGCCAAUCAAUUGCAUUUUUGUCCCCUGCAAUCUGCAUGACUCUUUCCUCGCUGGAUCUAGGGUUACCUCCUUGGGAGAUUGUGAGCAUUCUCACGGGUGGUUUAGCCCUCUCAAGUUUUGCCCUGUCAGGACUUUAUUGUACCCAUCAAGAUAUGUCACCCGAAUAUGCAAGUAUACUUUUGGGUAUAACUAAUACUGUUGGGGCAAUACCUGGAAUUGUAGGCGUAGCGCUCACGGGUUAUCUUCUCGAUUCAACUCAUUCAUGGAGUAUAUCACUAUUUGCGCCAUCAAUCUUCUUCUAUUUGACUGGCACCUUCAUAUGGUUGGCGUUCGCCAGCAGUAAGCCUCAGAGUUUUUCCGAGGAGAACUGAUACAUGUUCCAAUCAUUGAUUAUUUUGAACACAGCCUAGAAAUUUAGGUAAACUUCAAAGCUAGGCAGAUUUUGACAGAGAUUGUAUAUCCGAUCUUUCUAUAAAAAGAUCAUUUUAGUCAAAUAGAAAGGAAACAUUAACAUAGGUAUUGCAGUAUGUAAAUUCUUUUCGCUGACUUGCUAUAGCAGUUGUAUCUUUUUUUACAGAUAUGCUGCCAAAAUGAAAUUAUUGACUUUGUUGUAAUAUUGCAAGGUCAAGUGUCUGUUAUAAUUGUCCUACCUGCUUGUGGUGUUUUGUUCCUUUGAUUUCAAGUUUCAACCAUAAAACUGGUCAUUCUUGUGACCAUUUGGAUA